AAUUUAUAAGAUACAAUCCGCGCGAAGCGCGGAAAAAAUCUCUAGUGGUAAUUAAUAGCAACCUUAGAGGCAAAGCUAGAACGUGGUUUCGUUAUUUAUUGUACAAGUCAUCUAAUUUUAACCAUAUGGACCACACAUGAGUGAUAUUGGGAGUUCGUUUUUAAGGCAAUAUCUCGAAGAGAUAUUUUUUCAUUCAUAUUUAAAUUUUCGCUUAACACUUUCUUUUUGUGUCAUUUAAUGUUCACUGCAUCAUCAUAUACUCAACUUGUUGUUUUAUUAGCCUUCGGCUUUAUGCUUUUAGGUUGGAUCCAACAUAGGCCACCAACCGGUUUAACAGUAUUAAAUCAUUAAACCUUUCAAGAAAGUGAAAUUAACUUAUUGCUUAGUUUUGCACCAACCCCGCCACAUGAUCUUAAACCUUUCUUGUCAAUCGAAUUCAUAUUUUAGUUGACGAAACGUACGUCAACAACCCAUUUAGCAGUCCCCUCAAACUUUUAAAAUUCUUUCAUUUUAUCCAAAUAAAUUAUCUUCACUAACUCAAGUGAAUAACUUCUAUAUAAAUGGGGGUGUAAGCGAUCUUCAAUUUACACAACUCACUAGUCGUCUCUAGCUAACCAUGGCAUCUCUUGUAGAGAAACAACUCCUUAAGUCCCUCUUCUCAUUCUUCUUAUUAGUCCUACUCUUUUCCGAUACUGUUUUUUCGUCCCGAAAAACAUUUGAUCAGAGAAAACCUUGCAAACACUUUUCCUUCUACUUUCAUGACAUCCUCUACGAUGGUGACAAUGUAGCAAACGCAACCUCAGCCGCUAUAGUGAGCCCGCCAGGAUUAGGAAACUUCAAGUUCGGUAAGUUUGUGAUCUUUGAUGGCCCCAUAACAAUGGACAAGAACUAUCUCUCAGAACCUCUAGCUCGCGCACAAGGCUUCUAUUUCUAUGACAUGAAGAUGGACUUCAAUGCGUGGUUUUGCUACACCUUGGUGUUUAACUCGACGCAACACAAAGGGACAUUGAACAUAAUGGGUGCGGAUUUGAUGAUGGAGCCGACAAGAGAUCUAUCGGUCGUGGGUGGGACGGGUGAUUUCUUCAUGGCUCGUGGGAUCGCUACCUUCGUGACGGAUAUAUUUCAAGGGGCUAAGUAUUUCCGUGUUAAGAUGGAUGUUAAACUCUAUGAAUGUUAGUAACUAACUGCAUGUGUUUGAUUCUUAAAGCUUGUGUGUUGACGCACAGAUAAAAUGUAUUACUAAAAAUAAGUGUUUUUGUUCUGUUUUAUUUUAUAGUUUUUCUGUGUGUUUUCGUUUAUGAUUUAUAAUUCUUGAUGUUCUUGUCAGAAGACGUAAUGAAAAGAAUGUUUCAGUA
Messenger RNA from Brassica rapa (field mustard), 1355 nucleotides. Its product is annotated as dirigent protein 6. The record is from RefSeq and is a predicted model, not a curated record. NCBI's taxonomy places the organism in Eukaryota, Viridiplantae, Streptophyta, Magnoliopsida, Brassicales, Brassicaceae.